UUAGUAGUCUCUCAGUGCUCUAAUGGUACUCUGUACUAAAACUUUUGUCGAAAAUACACGACGUCUGUAGUCAGUGCGAGCCGGAAUUAGAUUUCGAACAUAUUUCACUUUUAAAUAUUAGUAUCAGUUGUAAUAGUGCAUUCUUCUACUUUGAGUACUUCUUUCAGCAAACAGAAAGGAAAUUAACUAAGUAUGUCGAAAUUAAUACUCCUACUACUAAUGGGCUACUGCAGUGCCAAUUUGCUGCCCAACGGUUGUCCUAUUGACUUCAGCAUAUACAGCUUGCUGCCGCACGAGACCGACUGCGGCAAGUACUACUCAUGCAGCAAUGGAGUGCGGAUAGUAAUGAACUGUCCCCCUGGACUUUACUUCGAUUUAAUCUUACUUACAUGCAAAUGGCCAAGUUCUGUAACUUGUACAUCUUCAAUAACUACAACGACAACAAAUGACGUUCGAACAACAUCAGCAGAUGAUGCUACAACAGUUAUUGCAACAGAAAUCACGGAAAUUCCAACUACAACGACAGAUGAGCUGACAACAAUAACAACUACCAUUGGCUGGACUGCAAUUACAUCGGAAACAACGGAGGUACCAACAACAACAGAAGUUUGGCCAGCAAUCACAUCAGAAACAACGGAGAUACCGACAACAACAGAAGAUGGUUGGACAUCGAUAACUUCAGAAACGACAGAGGUACCAAGAACAACAGAAGUUUGGCCACCAACCACAUCAGAAACAACGGAGGUACCAACAACAACAGAAGUUUGGCCACCAAACACAUCACCGACUCAUGCUCCACACACACCGACUCAUGCUCCACACACACCGACUCGUGCUCCACACACACCGACUCAUGCUCCACACACACCGACUCAUGCUCCACACACACCGACUCAUGCUCCACACACACCGACUCAUGCUUCACACACACCGACUCAUGCUCCACACACACCGACUCAUGCUCCACACACACCGACUCAUGCUCCACACACACCGACUCAUGCUCCACAGACAACCUCAGAAACACCGGAGGUACCGAUAACAACAGAAGAUGGUUGGACAUCGAUAACUUCAGAAACGACAGAGGUACCAAGAACAACAGAAGUUUGGCCACCAACCACAUCAGAAACAACGGAGGUACCGACAACAACUGAAGUUUGGACACCAACCACAUCAGAAACAACGGAGGUACCGACAACAACAGAAGUUUGGCCACCAACCACAUCAGAAACAACGGAGGUACCGACAACAACAGAAGUUUGGCCACCAACCACAUCAGAAACAACGGAGGUACCGACAACAACAGAAGUUUGGCCACCAACCACAUCAGAAACAACGGAGGUACCGAUAACAACAGAAGUUUGGCCACCAACCACAUCAGAAACAACGGAGGUACCAACAACAACAGAAGUUUGGCCACCAAACACAUCAGAAACAACGAACAUUACAUCUACAACGGCAACAGAAGAUCUUUCUACUACAACACUACCCGAAACAACUGGAGCACCAACUACAACUCAAGCAUCACACACAACAACUAUUCUACCAACGCCUGGAAUUUGUCCCCCAGGAUUCCUUCAUAUAGUUCGUCAUCCGGAAAUAUGUGAUGAGUAUUACCUGUGCCUCGGAGGUCUUCGCAUAUCGCUAUGGUGCCCAUGGUGCUCAUGCAAUUACAACAUGUCUCAUAUAUUUAUCCUCCUACUACUAACGGGCUUCAGCUGGGCUCGCUUGCUGCCUAAUGGCUGUCCCGCCAACUUCAACAUCCAUCACCUGCUGCCACACGAGACUGAUUGCGGUCGCUUCUAUUCGUGCAGCAAUGGACGGGCAAAACUCAUGAGUUGUCCGAAAGGACUCUUUUUUGAUACUAGCUUACAGGUUUGUAACUGGCCGUUUGCCACGAUUUGUGCAACAACAACAAGUACUACAACCACAACAACAGAAAAAGUUCAAACAACAGAAGAGGAUUGGACAGAUGUUACAGAAAUCGUAUCAGUCGAAGACGAUUGGACAGAAUUUACAGAAGAAACGACCAAGACUUCUAUUACAACAAUCGAAGAUUGGGCAGAAACAGACGAUUCGACAACAACAAUCCAAAAGGAUUGGACAGAAACAACAGACGCUUCGACAACAACAAUCCAAGAGGAUUGGACAGAAACAACAGACAAUUCGACAACAACAAUUGAAGGAGAUUGGACGGAUGUAACUACAGACAAUACUGAUGCUCCAACAACAAUGUCGAUUGACUCAACAACGCCUGCUAUAUGUCCACCAUUUUUCUUCGGAAAAGUCCCUCAUCCGGAACAAUGCGAUGGCUUUUAUCUAUGCCUUGGAAGCGCGGUGACAUUUCUGAGAUGCGCUGCUGGAUUCGAGUUUGAUCCAGUAGAGACAGUAAGCUACCUUCUUAAUUGA
This is a messenger RNA of Bicyclus anynana (squinting bush brown), 2409 nucleotides long. RefSeq names its product mucin-2-like. The coding region runs from base 193 to 2409 and encodes 738 amino acids. The record is from RefSeq and is a predicted model, not a curated record. Gene Ontology annotation, molecular function: chitin binding. The transcript is spliced from 5 exons. Gene Ontology annotation, cellular component: extracellular region. NCBI's taxonomy places the organism in Eukaryota, Metazoa, Arthropoda, Insecta, Lepidoptera, Nymphalidae.